Messenger RNA from Drosophila santomea, 2645 nucleotides. RefSeq lists its product as uncharacterized. Gene Ontology annotation, biological process: cobalamin transport. The transcript is spliced from 6 exons. Gene Ontology annotation, molecular function: cobalamin binding. The coding region runs from base 343 to 2124 and encodes 593 amino acids. The record is from RefSeq and is a predicted model, not a curated record. NCBI's taxonomy places the organism in Eukaryota, Metazoa, Arthropoda, Insecta, Diptera, Drosophilidae.
UUUAGAAAACCUGGCAGCCCUGCAAGGAACGGUCUGAGAACAUUGAAAAUCAAAAAAUCGCAGGAAACGCGAACUUUAACACCGAAAGCAAAUAGAAGAAAAUAAAAAGUACAUUUUCUCGAAGUGAAAGAAAAACGGGCGAAAAAGGAUAGAAAUCCUAGACUUUCAAGUGUGUCAAAAUCGAACAAAGGCGAGAAGUCGGAUUACGGAUUACAUAGAAGUUUACAUACAUUUGUAUACGUGUAUAUAGAUUGCAUAUAGGUUGAUAACGGGACUUCAUUUGCUUUUUAUCCUUGGCGGCUCGGCCUUUGUUGUUAUUGUAUUAUUAUAAUUCUCUCCAGGAUGUUGUCGCUGUCGUCGCCGGCGUGUCUGUUGCUCCUCGUCCUUUUCUUCUUUGCAAGUGGCUCGGCAACAGUGGUUUCCUUGGCGGAGAAUGUAACUCUGGCGGCGUUACCUUCCUCCUCGCCAAUUUCCGUGAGCCUUAGCACGACCUCCUCGGUGGUGGCGCCCAUUUCCACCGAAUUGGAGAAUCAAACAGUCAGCAGCAGCAACCUGAAUACAAACAACGAAGCCAGCGAUGAGCAAACUGGCAAUACCAACAGCAACACGAGCAGUCACAGCAGAAACUUCGGCGGUUUGCCCAACAGCAACAUUAGCAAUGCCAACAGCAACUCCAGUUCAGUUUUCCCUUUGAGUACAACGACAGCGGCCAUUUCUGGUAUAGAUCCGCAGGAGUCGCUCAUCCUGGCCACUCCCACCGCUCUGAAUGGCAGCGGCACACCCCCCGAGCAUCAGACAAUUGGUCAGGCACCGCCCACAAAGGGGGAACAGGAGGCGAUCCUGCGAGCUUUGGAUUGGCUGAAGGAGAAGAGGGCUUCGGACUACGGCUGGGGCAACGAUACUCAUGUGGUUAUCCUGGCCAAGGAACUUUCCGGCGGCCGAGAUCCCAACGAUAAUGUAGAUGGCCAUGUUCAGGUCAUCCAAGAGCUGGAGGAUACGCUAUCCGUGAAGGAAAUGGAGAUCGAGAUACUGGCCAUGCUGGAUCGCCAUCAUACACUCCCAAAGCCCCUGGAUCUCGACAAGCUGGCCAGAUACGUUCUGGCCUUGGGUUCCCUGUGCAAGGACCCCAAGCACUUCCAUGGCCACGACCUGGUGGCCACACUGCAGCAUCAUGAACCGGCCCAGGAUAUUGAGUUCGCACUGACCACUCUGUCGGCCUGCAGUUCGGCGGCCCAUGUAAGAAAACGCCAGAUCCGGCGGCUUCUGGACAUUGCCAGCGGAGUGACGGACCAGAGCGUUGAUGCCAUUGCCAUGGUGAUCCUAGCCUUGCGAUGCAUCGUCACCGAUCAUCGCCAUCGGCAUUUGCAACACUUUGUCCGACGACCGGCGCGGGGACUGGCCAGUCUGCAGGAUCAGCGCGGCAGUUUCGGAUCGCUAAGGAGUACGGCUCUCGCCAUGCAGGCUCUACAGGAUUUGGAGUAUGAUCCAGCUGGACACUGGAACCGCACAGCCGCCUCGCGCUACAUCCUGAGUCGCCAGCGGGCGGAUGGUGGAUGGAGCGAGGAACCGCUGCAGGAUGGCCAGGAACCCGACAUCGGUGUGGGCCUCACCGCGGACAUCAUCCUCGCUUUGGGCUGGAAGGGUUUGGGCGCAGUGAGGGCACUGCAGUGCGACCAUGUGAUACGCGAGAGUAGUGAUCCUACGGAGAACGGCGAGCCCAAGUUGGCGGUGCCAUUCGGACUUAGUUCCUCUGCAGAAGAGUCGGAUGCCAAGAACAUCUCCUACACGUACACACUCUGGGUGGGAUCCAAUGUGACCGAGGCCUUCUCCCUGUCACUCGUCUCCCCCAAGAACACCAGCUUCUUUAAGGCCAUGACCCAAGCGGCCGAAAUGGAUCCCAGAUUUAUUUUCGAGGCGCGUGAAUGGCCCAAUGGUCACUAUGUGCACACCCUGUAUGGCAAAAAGGAGGAGCCUCGAGGGUAUCACUACUGGCUGCUUUAUCGAUUGCCAGAGUUGCCCGAUCCCAAUAAUACGCCCGGGAAUCAGCUUAUUGCGCCUGUUGGUGUGGACGAGCUAAUGGUCGAGGAUGGGGAGCACUAUCUUUACUGGUACAAGAAGCUCUAAGCACGCGGCCUUAGACGGAGCUGCAGUUUAACCCACUAAGCAAAGUCGAUAAACACCCGGUGCUAUUGGACUAUAUUUAAUAUAUAUAUGGCCAUAGUCACGUCUCACACACACACAACACACACGCAACAAGCAAAAAGGCACUUACACUCGCACGGGAAUAGCUGUAUGCUUCACAGUACAGCUAUUCCUGCGUAAGUGCAUAUAUAACUGCAUAACAAUGGCGUAAUCAAAAAGAAAAAACCAAAAAAAAAAAAAAAAAAGCAGAAAAAAACACCCAAAACAAUGCACAGAAAAUCACAAGAAAGUGAGUUAAAGAUCGGUGAAAGGAGGUAAACUGUGGAAGCCCAGAUUUCUAACGGAUAACUAGGAUAUAACACCGUAAUAGUUAAUUGCUCUAGACCUCACAACUGAUCUCGAUUCGGAGCACCUCAGGCUAAUACUUAUGCAUAACGAUAACGAUAAAAACGAUAAAAAACGAUAACAAACAAAAAGAAUGAGAGAGUGAUAAAAAACAAAAA